Molecule: messenger RNA, 666 nt
Organism: Cydia amplana
Lineage: Eukaryota; Metazoa; Arthropoda; Insecta; Lepidoptera; Tortricidae
Product: chromatin complexes subunit BAP18-like
Exons: 5
Coding region: 83-580 (165 amino acids)
Cellular component (GO): MLL1 complex; NURF complex
Source: RefSeq, a predicted model, not a curated record
AACUGAAACCAAUAAUUAUUGUAUCUGCUGUGUGACAGUGUUUAAGUAACUUCAGUGACACGCUUCAAUAUUCAUUGUAAAAAUGAAUAACUCUGCUGCAAAGGUUGGAGAGAUAUUUCGGGAAGCCGGUACAGCUUUUAACAAGCUUUCUGAAAUGACUAUGCUGUUACAUCCUGUUGGUGACUCGCAGCCCGGAGGCAAGUGGACAGAUGAGGAGAUAGAAAUGCUCAGGUCCUGUGUACACCGGUUUGCUAUAGACCUCAACAAGCUUAGCCAGCAUAUCAAGAAUCGGACUGUAACACAAAUCCGUACUACUCUAAAGAAGAAGGCUUUUGAAGAUGCAGGUAUACCUGUCAGGCAGGUAAGCAGUACAGUGACCAGCCACAGCCAGCCUCCCCAACCGCCUCAGGUAGCCACUCAGUCUCCACUCAGAGCCCUCAACCAACAGACGGUGUUAGGAAAAAACGCAGAGGUGACGCUGAACAUGCUUAACGCGUCGGAGAACGAGGUGGAUGUGGAGGGGCUCAGCGGCGAUGUCAAGCUUGAGUUCGAGGCCAGCACCGAGGAGGUGGCCACCUGAAACAUGUUUGGCUUUUCCUUCUAUUAAGCAGGAAGGCUUCAAAACGCACCCCAAUAUAGACUGAGUGCGUAUAUAAGACAAUCUUG